Molecule: messenger RNA, 1590 nt
Organism: Xiphias gladius (swordfish)
Lineage: Eukaryota; Metazoa; Chordata; Actinopteri; Istiophoriformes; Xiphiidae
Gene: ino80b
Product: INO80 complex subunit B
Exons: 6
Coding region: 195-1343 (382 amino acids)
Biological process (GO): chromatin remodeling
Cellular component (GO): Ino80 complex
Source: RefSeq, a predicted model, not a curated record
ACGAAUUUCCGUGUUGUUAGCUUAGCUGCGUUGUGCCAACUACGAAUGAUAAAACUUCAUAACUUAAUUUUAACUAGUUAAGGCCGAAAUUGCCCCAGUUUUUCAGUCUGUGCCACAGACCCCUACCUCCAAAUUGGUCUAUUUUGGGAUGGGCUUUCUAACGAUAACUGUAGGCGCUGAAGGCAUGCUAGUAAAUGAGAGUGAUCUCCCGGCUAAGUAAGGUAAAGUUAAAGCUGACGACCUCCUCCUCCUCCUUCAAAGGCUUCUGCUGUUAUGUAGAGCUGCAGACUGGCUGUUCUGUCCUUGGUGUUUACAUCCCCGUCGUCGUCUCAAUGGGGAAAAGAAAAGACAUUAUUCACCCCAGGUUUCUCGGUGAAGCCAGUUCUAGCCUGCACAGCGUUCACAAGCGGAAACACAAAAAACACAAGAAGCACAAGAGGAAGCACCACAGCUUCACUGAGGCCCUGGAGCCCGAGCCUGUCGUGGUUCCACGGCCUCCUCCGCAGCUCAGACUCAAGAUCAAACUGGGAGGACAGACGCUGGGGACCAAGAGUGUUCCCACUUUUACCGUGCAUCCUGGUGUGGCCCGACCUCCCUCUCCAUUGAUGAUCAUUGAUAACGAUGUUGAUGAUGAUGAUGAAGACGAUGACGACGACGACGACGACGAGCCUUCUGUGCCUCUGGAGCAAUAUCGGGCCUGGCUGGAUGAAGACAGCAACCUGGCCACGUCCCCUCUGCCAGACAUGGACUCAGACUCCAUGCUGGGUGGGCCUGUGGACGAGGAGGAGAGGUGGCUGGAUGCUCUGGAGAAGGGAGAGCUCGACGACAACGGAGAACUGAAGAAAGAGGUCGAUGAGUCUCUGCUCACAGCCAGACAGAAAGCCCUGUUACACAAGCAGCAGAGCCAGCCUCUCCUUGAGCUCCCAAUGGGCUACAAGGAGAAGGAGAUGACCGCAGAGAUGAUGCAGAAACGGGAGGAACGAGCUCGAAAGAGGCGCCUGCAGGCUGCCAAGAAGGCCGAAGAGAACAAGAACCAGACGAUAGAGAGACUGACAAAAACCAGCAAGGCCAAGAUCAAAAGCAUGAAGGAGAAGAAGUCCAAGCAGAGCCAGUGCCCCAUGGUCCGGUACAGUGACUCCGCCAAGGGCAUGGCCAUCUCCUUCCCCACAGGGGUCCCUGCUCCGGCCCCAGCACCUCGCUGUCCUCAGCCUCCGGCCCCGGUGAGCUGUGGGGUCAGCGGCUGCACCAACCUGAAGAAGUACUCCUGCUCAAAGACUGGGGUUCCUCUCUGCAGCCUCGACUGUUACAAGAGGAACCUGCUGCUUGUUCAGAGCGCAGUCUGAACAUUAAAGAGACAGGUAUCUUUUAAAAUGGCCUCGGUUGUAGUUCUGCUUGUACUACACUGAGAUGCGAUGAGGUGCCCACAGUCCACAUGGUCACACAAUUUGACAAAAUUUACAUUUUACACUUCAAACAUAAAACUUUUCAGGACUCAAAAUCCAAGUGCAAAGUGGAUUUACUUUUUAUGUUCUUGUCUUUUUUUGUUUGUAGAUGUGUUAUACUAAUAAUAAUGGCUUUUCCCUUCAGUGA